CGAAAGCUGUGGGGAGACACGUUUUUCGUUCUUAGCUCCUACGCACCAUGUCGGCCCCGGUCCAGCAGCCUCCUCAGCCUGCUGACGGGAAGCGCAAAGGCAAGGCUCAGUAUGUGCAGGCCAAGCGGGCUCGGCGCUGCGAUGCCGGCGGACCCCGGCAGCUGGAGCCUGGACUACAGGGUAUACUCAUUACUUGCAACAUGAACGAGCGCAAAUGCGUGGAGGAGGCCUACAGCCUGCUCAACGAGUACGGUGAUGACAUGUAUGGGCCGGAAAAGUUUACAGACAAGAAUCAGCAGCCCUCUGGAGACGAGGGAGAAGACGAUGAUGUGGAGGCUGCCUUGAAGAAGGAAGUUGAUGACAUCAGGGCGUUUACAGAGAUGAGGCUAAGAAGAUUCCAGUCCGUGGAGAGUGGAGCGAAUAAUGUUGUCUUCAUCAGAACACUUGGGAUAGAACCUGAGAAAUUGGUGCAUCAUAUUCUCCAGGAUAUGUACAAAACCAAGAAAAAGAAGACUCGGGUUAUUCUACGAAUGUUACCCAUCUCUGGCACGUGCAAGGCUUUCAUAGAGGAUAUGAAAAAAUAUGCAGAAACAUUUUUGGAACCCUGGUUUAAAGCACCAAAUAAAGGGACAUUUCAGAUUGUAUACAAAUCUCGAAAUAACAGUCACAUGAAUAGAGAAGAAGUUAUCAAAGAAUUGGCAGGAGUAGUAGGCAGCCUCAAUUCAGAAAAUAAAGUGGAUCUUACCAAUCCACAGUACACGGUGGUGGUAGAAAUCAUCAAAGCUGUCUGUUGCCUGAGUGUCGUGAAAGAUUACAUGUUGUUCAGAAAGUACAAUCUCCAGGAGGUAGUAAAGAGUGCCAAGGACCUGUCACAGCUUAACCCAAAGCAGGCAGCACCUGUGGGAAAUGGGAGAGAAGCUAAACUGGAAUCUGGUGACAAAUCAAGUCAAAGUGACCCAGCAGAAGGAAAAUGUAACCAGGAGGAGGUACCAGGGAAUAGUGAGGAGGUGAAGCAGACAAAACCAAUGUCUGAGACACAGGUGGUGAAUGAAGGCGGAAGUAAACCUGAACUUGGAAGUCAAGUCCCCAAAGAACCCAAGUCAAAUGAAAAUGACCUCGCAUAGGGGAAAAAAACCAUUCAGUGUUGAAGAAUGAAGUCUAUUACCCUUAGUUAAGGAGGAAGUCAUCUCCCAAGUUCCAUUUCUUGGAAAACCCUAUGGAGCACGGUUCUACUAUGACACACACGGGAUCUUCCAUGAAUCAGAAUCAACUCAACUGCAACUGGGAAAAAAAAGCUUGUAGAGCUUGCUUGGGAGCCUGGCCACAAUCUCCUAUUUGCAUUGUUUCUGUGAGAAAAUUAUUGAGUUCCAUGAUGGCUGUGUAUACAGUACAGUGAAAUCUUGCUUUUGCUUAUGCAGUAUCCAUUUGUCCUUUUGUACUAAGAGUAACCUGAUUUUCCUGUGGAGGAUUACUCUGACUUCUCUUUGGUGGGGUUGACACCAAGUCCAAGGACAGGCACAUGAUCCAGGUCUGGCCAGUCAGCAUAUACCAUUCCCCUAACCAGGAUACGCAAAUGUGACCCUGGGAGUUGCUUGAAACUGUUGGAAAUAAAGCUCUCUCCUUCCAGUGGGGCCAUUGUGUAAGCCUAGAGUUAGUUGCCACCAAGUAGGAAGGACUUGCCCAAAUAGAGCCAACAUAACAGCAGAGCCAAGAAAUGGAGAGAGACAUGAACCCUUGGAUGUAGCUGUAUCUGAAGCCUGACUACUCCUGGGCCUUCCUCUUAAGUGAGCCAAUAAAAUCUCUUUUAUUUUUUUACUUAAGUCAGCUUGAGUUUCUGUCAUUUGCUACCAAAAGAAUCCUAAUACCUGUCCCUUGGGACACAGCUCAUUUGUGAAUUUGAUUGCCUGUUAAACAUUUGUGCCACAUCUGUGCCUCAUAAUG
Trichechus manatus latirostris (Florida manatee) is the source of this 1941-nucleotide messenger RNA. RefSeq names its product THUMP domain containing 1 (gene THUMPD1). The transcript is spliced from 5 exons. Lineage: Eukaryota; Metazoa; Chordata; Mammalia; Sirenia; Trichechidae. The coding region runs from base 48 to 1124 and encodes 358 amino acids. Gene Ontology annotation, molecular function: RNA binding. The record is from RefSeq and is a predicted model, not a curated record. Gene Ontology annotation, biological process: tRNA modification.